GGGCUGGAUUGUGGACUGCUGGAGACUCCAGGGGGGCAGCAGGGUAUGUGUGUGUGCCUGUGAGUGUGUUUGAGGCUCGUCGAGCAGCAGGGGCAACUUGAAAACUUCACUGCGUUCAGCGAAGGAGGUCUGGGAUCCGAGAUUUGGCGAUUGGGAGCCGAAUCUGCUGCUUCCAGUCCAGCUGUGAUCGACAGAGGAGGACCGGUCCGGUUCUCAGCAUUGGAACGAUUUCCGGCCAACAUGGAUGAUUUAGAUGCUUUGUUGGCGGACCUUGAGUCCACAACAUCCCACAUUUCCAAGCGCCCGCUCUUUCUGUCUGACGAGACCGCCUACGCCUUCCCUGUUGGGGGUCAGAUCCAGCAGGACAUCUGCUCUCCACCCCAUGUGCCACCCACUCCUUCUGAGCAAAACGGACUAGAUGAAACAGAGUCUUUCAGCUCAGCUCAGAGAAGUCCCUGGUCCAGAGACAGCAGCAGUCCAACCCAACCCAUAGGUGAAGAGGACCACGUAUACAGUUUCCCUAAUAAGCAGAAGAGUAGUGAGUCAUCAGCUGUUGCCAUGAACUCAUCCUUGGGCAGCAACCUGUCUGAGCUGGACCGCCUGCUGCUGGAGCUCAACGCUGUCCAGCAAAGCACCCCUGCCUUCGCCACAGAAGAAGAAGCAGCUCCCCCACUGCCUGCCAGCAGUGUCAUCCACCACAUCCAGGAGAAUGGAGUCUCUACUGCAGGCAAGGUUGCUCCACCCACAAUGGAGAAGCCCAAACGCAGUACAGCAGCUCGAGGAAUAGAGGAUGUACGACCAAGUGUAGAGAGCCUUCUGGAUGAGCUGGAAAGUUCUGUGCCCUCACCCAUUCCCACACCGCUGGUUGUGUCAGACGAACAAACGGGUGGACUAGAGGAAACCCCAGCACAGCAGCAAGCCAGAAUGUCUGCCUCCUCUGCCACACGAGAGCUGGAUGAGCUAAUGGCCUCCCUGUCUGACUUCAAAGUCCAAAGCAACAUCCAGUCCCAGGGAAAGACUUCUCCCACCGGUCCCCCCAAACCAGCCAACAAGCUGGACAACAUGCUGGGAAGCCUCCAGUCCGACCUCAACAGACUCGGAGUCCAGACGGUGGCUAAAGGUGUCUGUGGAGCCUGCAAGAAACCCAUUGUUGGACAGGUGGUGACUGCCAUGGGCAGAACGUGGCACCCCGAGCACUUUGUGUGUACCCACUGCCAGGAGGAGAUUGGCUCCAGGAACUUCUUUGAGCGUGAGGGGCAGCCUUACUGUGAGAAAGACUACCACAACCUGUUCUCACCGCGAUGCCACUACUGUAAUGGACCCAUACUGGAUAAAGUAGUGACUGCUUUGGACAAGACCUGGCAUCCAGAGCACUUCUUCUGUGCCCAGUGUGGAGCCUUUUUCGGACCAGAAGGGUUCCAUGAGAAGGAUGGAAAGGCGUUCUGCAGAAAGGACUACUUUGACAUGUUUGCACCUAAAUGUGGUGGCUGUGCCCGUGCCAUCCUGGAGAACUACAUCUCUGCUCUCAACUCACUCUGGCACCCCGAAUGCUUCGUCUGCAGGGAGUGCUUCACGCCGUUCGUAAACGGCAGCUUCUUUGACCACGAGGGCCAGCCGUACUGUGAGGCGCACUACCACGAGCGGCGUGGCUCGCUGUGCUCUGGCUGCCAGAAGCCCAUCACCGGUCGCUGCAUCACAGCCAUGGGCAAGAAGUUCCACCCAGAGCACUUAGUGUGCGCUUUCUGCCUCAAGCAGCUGAACAAAGGCACCUUCAAGGAGCAGAACGACAAGCCCUACUGCCAAGGCUGCUUUGUUAAACUCUUUAGUUAGACUGUGUUUUUGUGUAUAAAUGUGUGUGUGUGUGUCCGCGCAUCUACACAUUUAUUUACAUGUCUGAAUGCACACGUGGAUGUGUGUGCACUCACAUGUCUAAGCAUGUAUGAGUCAGUGAAGUGGUUUUUGAAAGUGAGGGCGUUGAUGGGCUAGUGAAUCACAUCAUAAGGGUGAGAAAUUAUGAUACUAUUGAUCUUUGACAGUGAAGGGACUUCCCUGGCUCUCCAACCUCUCAGGCUUGGCAUUUCACACUUUUGCUAAAGACAUUUUAACAAAGCCCAAAGAGAUUUUUAUUUCAAGUUUUCCUGUGUGCAGCAACGAAAAUACGUUAAUGUUCCCUUGUGCGUGUGUACAUAUAUUAGCAUAAAAGGGUUGAAUUAAGAGCCCUGAUUUGUAAAUGAUAUUAUCCCCCCAUUGCAGGGCAAGACCUUGCACCAUAUGGUGGUUUUAGGCAGAUAUGAGACUGCUGCUUGAUUGCAUGGACCAUGGAGAGUUGAAUUAAGCAGUUUUGAAAUGUGUUGAGUGUUACCCAGUGAUUGGCCAAUGAGUGUGGGAAUAAUCUAUGGAAAAGAUGUAUUUUUCUAGCUUUGGAAACUAUUGAGGUGCCAUUUAAAAUAACCGUGAAAACACAUGUACACACACAGAACUCUUCCUUCCUCUUCAUUUCUUUUAAAUACCAGUUCAGAGUCUUUGCACACUCCAACCACUCAGAUCUCUUGACGAGACCGUCUUAAGGUGCAUUUUACAGGCGUCGGCAAGAUACUAGCCAGUCCUUAUUUUUCUACUGUUUUACUAUGAAAAUGUACCCAGAUUUUUGCUCAGUUUCAGCAUACAUUACAUUCACAUUUGUGCUCUUGUUAACAUCAUUGUGUCCCAUCGGCAGUGACGUCAAUCAUCGGAAAGUAACCAUAUUGAACUUUUUUUUUCCCCUGUAGCAACUUGGAUCUUCCCUGCUGCAAAGUGUUUGUCAUUUACAUUAAUAAUGUUCAAAUAAAACAAAACGUUUGCGACUCACGCUGACAAGAAUUAGGUCAAUAAGAAUAUUAUAUGUACUAUGGUUGUUAAUGUUGAACUUAUGGUGCAGUUUAAGCCAAAACAAAGUUUAUUGUCUUUACUCUAGUUUAAAAGUGGAGAUUUUACUGCUGUAUGUUCCCACACAGAUAUCACACACAAUAAUCAAUCGAUUCAAUAAUUCAAUGCUCCAGUUCAGCCUUUUUCCCCAUAUUUUAUUAGCGCCACUGUUCAGUGUAUUAAAAUCUAUUAGUAAGGCUGUUUCAAAAUUUAAAAUAUGGUUGUGCAUUUGGAUUAGAAGCAUGCUUUCUUUUAUCUGGAGUUUUCUCAGCACUCGCUGCCACUUGCUGUUACAAUCAGGAUCCAAAUUUCUAUACCUGUAAUGUGCUCGACUUUGUGACAGAACUGUGUUUUGUCAGUUUUAAUGAAAAUACAUAUAUUUUUGAGCUGUUUGGGCUCACACUGAUAUGCAAAGAGCUGGCUCUAUUGGCAUGUAGGCUAACAAUACCUUACCCUGUUCUCUCUCUCUUGCACGCACGCACACACACACACGCACACACCACCUACCAUCUACCAGCUUGGAUUCCAGUGUGUCAGACUUCCAGGGAAACGCAGCCUUUUUGUUUUUAUUAUGAGUCGCGAGCUAUGAUCCUGCUGUCUGAGUCGAUAUCAGCGCUUGGUUCACUGAUGGAAGCUGGAUGUCAGUGUUCAGGUCAGGAAUCAGGAUACAACACCGAGCCAGGGCCAAGGCUUUAGCAAAAUCUACCUAACGACUCAUUUCAUUGUUAUUUUACUUGCAGCUGUUUUGCAGCAUACAUAGACAAUGUGUGAUUAUUUUUGUUGUUUGACAAUGUUGCUUGUCUUUAAUUUUGAUCACUAGGUGUGCGAGGAGUGAAUACACAGUAUACACAUUCAGAUAGUUUUUACUUUGAGAAGAUGUUUGCUCUUGUGCCAAAUGUGUCAAUGCAAUAAGGUCUUAUACACUGUGGAGUUCUCAACCUAUCCUGUGAUUUGAUUCUUUAUGGGCUGAGGCUCUGUAUGGGAGAGGCUUCAUCUGCUGUGGUGCAUCCUAACUCCGAACACCCAAAAGUUUACACUGUAUUGACAAGCCUUCUGUACUGAGUCAUUCAGCAGACCGUAUAGUGUACACUUGUAGCUGAUUCAGAUUUACAGGAAGUAGCAGGGGAAAAUGAACAGGAAUUGAGUUAAUUUUGCCCCGUGUAUAUUUAUCAGCUUAUAGUUUUUGCUUCUGUCAAAGAAUUCAUGAAAGAAAAGCCUUUUACUGUUAAUGAGAUUAAGUGAACUUUGCUUUAUAAAUGAGACCUUCAUGUGAUCUUUUACCAUUUGAAUUUUCUUUUGAGUCACAAGUUUUCUUUGGGUGGGGUGUAAGCCUAUGUGGGUCCUGAUUACUGACUGAUUAUUGUAACUGCUGCAAAUAAAAUAAGUACUUUAUUUCUGGCA
Dicentrarchus labrax (European seabass) is the source of this 4305-nucleotide messenger RNA. Its product is annotated as paxillin. The transcript has 11 exons. The record is from RefSeq and is a predicted model, not a curated record. NCBI's taxonomy places the organism in Eukaryota, Metazoa, Chordata, Actinopteri, Moronidae. Gene Ontology annotation, biological process: transforming growth factor beta receptor signaling pathway; substrate adhesion-dependent cell spreading; endothelial cell migration. Bases 241 to 1830 code for a protein of 529 amino acids.